AUGGUUCCAAAGGCCCUUGUCCCGUUCCUCGUCUCCAUGAUGUUGGUGACGGGAGUUUGCAACACGCUCCUCACCAAGUACCAGGACAUGCAAUGUGUGAGAAAUUGUGACUCACCAGACCCCAGCAAGAGAGUCGCUUUUGAGCAGCCGGUUCUUCAGACACUACAGAUGUUCGUUGGAGAAAUGGGCUGCUGGCUCGUCUUGUUUUGCAUCGAUAUCUGGAAAGGCUUCAUCGUACCCCGAUUCUCCUCCGCACCGCUAUUUGCCGAUGGAUAUCAGUCCAUCAGCAACUCCGAGGAUGACGCCGCUUACGAAGCCGAUGAUGAAGCUGGUAAUAGACGUAAACUCGACGAAGACACAAGGACACAGCUGAGUGGGAAGAAGAUAAUGCUUCUUGCUCUACCGGCUUGCUGUGACAUCACCGGCACUACCUUGAUGAAUGUCGGCCUUUUGUUUGUUGUCGCCAGCAUCUACCAGAUGACCCGAGGAGCCCUCGUUCUAUUUGUGGGCCUGUUCAGCGUUAUUUUCCUCAGAAGGAAGUUGUAUUUCUAUCAGUGGUCUGCGCUGGUCUGCGUCGUUGUCGGAGUGGCCCUAGUCGGCCUUGCGGGUGCCAUCUUCCCUGACCAUCAUAAACCAGCCGUACACGGCACUCCUGAAAACGCUGACGCUCUUGUUGCUCUCUUCAAACGUGCCCAUGAGUCCUUUACCACCACCGAAAAACACGUUGACCCACUACGUGUCGUUCUCGGUGUUUUCCUGAUUGCUUUUGCCCAAAUAUUCACCGCAUCUCAGUUUGUGCUAGAGGAAUGGAUUCUUGAAAAGUACUCUAUGAACCCGCUGAAAGUUGUUGGCUGGGAGGGAAUAUUCGGAUUUUUGGUCACUGCUUUGGCAAUGGUGAUUCUGCAUUUCACUAUCGGCGUUAGCGAGAGUGGCAAGCUUGGAUACUUUGAUGCCGUAGAGGGAUGGAGAAACAUGACUGAACACAAGACUGUUGCCGUAACCAGCAUUCUAAUCAUGAUCAGUAUCGGGGGUUUCAAUUUCUUCGGCCUUAGUGUCACACGCUCGCUAUCUGCGACUUCACGGAGCACCAUUGACACCUCUAGGACCCUGUUCAUCUGGCUGGUCUCCCUCGGUCUCGGCUGGGAGACCUUCAAGUGGUUACAGGUCGUUGGUUUCGCCAUGCUCGUCUAUGGAACUUUCCUUUUCAACGAUAUCAUUACACCACCACUCAAGGCUUGCUUACCCUCUCCUGGCGAACCUGCUCAUGAACGACUCCUCCCUGAGGAACCGAUUGAACAUAUAUAA
Messenger RNA from Microsporum canis CBS 113480, 1305 nucleotides. RefSeq lists its product as uncharacterized. Gene Ontology annotation, molecular function: pyrimidine nucleotide-sugar transmembrane transporter activity. The coding region runs from base 1 to 1305 and encodes 434 amino acids. Gene Ontology annotation, cellular component: intracellular membrane-bounded organelle; Golgi membrane. The transcript has 4 exons. The record is from RefSeq and is a predicted model, not a curated record. Gene Ontology annotation, biological process: pyrimidine nucleotide-sugar transmembrane transport. NCBI's taxonomy places the organism in Eukaryota, Fungi, Ascomycota, Eurotiomycetes, Onygenales, Arthrodermataceae.